AGCAGAGCCUGUGAGUCAACAGAGAGGGCGUAAGGGGAGGGAAGCUCAGAAGCUGCAGGGUGGUCUGUGUGUAAACAUAAACAAAACCAACAAAAAACUAAAACAAACUCCUGCUACAGCCGUGUUUCAAGCUGCAAUGGACGACGAAGGGUAUUCGAUGAAGGAAGCCCGGAGAAGGGAGCGUCAGUCAGCCCUGGAGUCAGGAGAAACUGACAACGGUCUGUGUGCCUGGAUCCUGGUCAUCUUCUCCGUCAUUCUGAUGCUCAUCACGCUGCCUCUCUCCAUAUGGAUGUGUAUAAAGAUCGUGAAGGAGUACGAACGAGCCAUCAUCUUUCGUCUGGGUCGGAUUCUGAAGGGAGGGGCCAAAGGACCAGGACUCUUCUUCAUCCUGCCCUGCACCGACAGCUUCAUCAAUGUGGACAUGAGGACCAUCACCUUUGACAUCCCACCACAGGAGGUUUUAACCAAAGACUCUGUGACGGUGAGUGUGGACGGAGUGGUUUAUUACCGGGUCCAGAACGCCACACUGGCCGUGGCCAACAUCACCAACGCCGACGCUGCCACUCGACUGCUCGCCCAGACCACGCUGAGGAACGUCCUGGGAACCAAGAACCUGUCGCAGAUCCUGUCUGACCGUGAGGAGAUCGCACACAGCAUGCAGUCCACCCUGGACGAUGCCACAGACGACUGGGGCAUCAAGGUGGAGCGGGUGGAGAUCAAAGAUGUGAAGCUACCUCUCCAGCUGCAGAGGGCCAUGGCUGCUGAGGCCGAGGCCAGCCGUGAGGCCAGAGCUAAGGUGAUCGCAGCAGAGGGAGAGAUGAACGCCUCUCGUGCUCUGAAGGAGGCAUCGCUGGUCAUCGCCGAGUCUCCGUCUGCCCUGCAGCUGCGUUACCUUCAGACCCUCAACACCAUCGCUGCUGAGAAGAACUCCACCAUCAUCUUCCCGCUGCCGCUGGAGAUGAUGCGGGGAUUCAACGCAGCCUAGAAGAGCCUGUGUAGGAUCUGUCCACACUGACACACACUUAUAGCCUGUUACACACACACACACACACACACACACGUGUGACCCUGUGGUCACUGCGUACAUUUUAAUUUGAACUUUGAAGAAUGACAUUUCUCUACAUGCUUGAAUUGCCUGUUUAAUCUGACCAUCCACCACAGAGCCUUCACUCUUCUCUCACUUACUCAUGGUUAGUUUAGGGUUUGCUUCCAGGUCAGAGAUAAUGUUUUAAAGGAUUCAGUAACAACUGGACUAAAAGAUUUAGCUCCGCCUGAUUGGAUGAGGGGUUGGACUUCACUCUCUGCUGCCUGUGUUGGAAGAACAAACAGAUGUUUUUAUUUUAUUUUUUUAAGGUUAACUUUAACUUCUCAGAGAGUAAAAAUGGAGCCAGUAAAAUGACUGCAGUUUAAUUGAAGAAACCAAAGAACAGCUCAGCGUAUACUUGUUGAUAUUCUCAGUCAUCCAGGUCAUCAUAAUAAUCUCCAAAGCAGUUUUAAAGUAGACAACUGGACCCACCUCAAGUAAAUUGAAGACAUUUCUCCUCUCAUCCAAGAGGCUUCUUCAGUUCUACUGUCCAGGUGGGGAGUUUCCAGGUAUUUAUCUAUCCACCCCAGGGGAGGGGGGGUGUGUUGUUGAAAAAAGUGGCCAUGGGCCUAAACAAUAUGACCGUUAAAUGGUCAUGUGGGUCGUUGGCCCCAUGGUCAGAGUAGCAUUCAUUAGAUGAACUGUAGUUUAGAUGUUCCUAAUUCUGACCAGCAGAGGGAGCCCCACACUGACAAGCCACCAGGUUCUUUUUGUGUGUUAUUAUAGAAGUUCUGUUACAGUAUGGUAAUCAGGUCUGACUGUGUUUGAUAAGCUCCACAGUUUGUGAAGAAACCGUUGUCAGUCAGAUUUGACUAGUGUCAAAUAUCUGUCAGAUGCCAAACAAUGCAUUCUAAGUCGCUCUGUAGCAGGUGCUUCAGCCUUAAUCCUUGAAACCUGAGACCAUCCCAUCACCAUCAUCAUCAUCACCAUCAUCAUCAGUACGUCACACAAACCCUGACAGCUGUACACGCACAGACCAACUCACUCACAUGUUCUGUCACCUGCUGCUUAAACCACUGCCAACACCAACACUCAUCAUUUCACUGCCAAACCCUCUGACUCCUCCUCUGAUGUUCCCUGGUCCAUCACACGUUUGCACUGAAGGUCUGAGCAGCUACAGAACCAGCUCAGCACUGGGGAGAAAGUUCAUUCACCAUUUACACAAAAAUAAAUCCUCUCCUUGACUUUAGAAACCUGAAACCUGGAAACAGGACGACGUCUGUUCUGUGUUUGUCCUGACAGUUGUCCAGUCAGCAUCUCCAGCUCUUUUGUCUGUUUCUCUGUCUCCAAACUUUUACCCAGAGGCCUUAACACAUCCUGUCGCCCCCUGGUCAACCGUCUUAUCUCUCACUUCUAUGCAGGUAAAAACUCAAAUCCUGUGAGUUUAUCUUUUUGUAUUUUUAUCAGUAAUUAUCAUUCUAAAGGUCAAAUACUCAGCAAGUAUGAAUUGUAGUAUCUGCUCUACGCUGUGUCUGCUUUAGUAGUAUAAGAGAGUAUAAUAUUAAUAUAUUCUAACUGUUUGUGUGUCACAUAUAUAUGAUAUAUAUUGUUAUAUAUCUACAUAUAUUUUAGAGCUGUAACGAUACAGUGUUUGCAAGUAUACACAUACAUAUAUAUUUGUAUACAUAUAUAUAUGUAUAUAGAUACUUCUUAUAUGUGUGUAGCGUUUUGCACGUUUCGUACCAGAAAGUAUCAAACUAUUAUGCCAGUACCGAGGUACAACCAACCGUGGUCUUUCGUACCGUUACACCCUUAAUAAAUAUAUGUCCAUAUAUAUUUAUAUGGCGUGUAGAUUUUUGUUCCAAAUUUAGAGAAUAGGAUCAAAGUGUUGGAGUCAGACCACGCCCACACUCCAACCUUUCAUUGGUUAAAGUGAUGGAGUCACCCUAAAGCAGGGGUGGCAAAGUGUUCCACAAAGGGCCACUGUGGCUGCAGGUUCCAGAGCACAGUGACUGACCAAUCAGCUGUCUGGAGAUUCAGACCAGUUGAUUAAAAGAGCCAAGUCAGGUGUGCUGCUGCUUGGUAAGACACAAAACCUGCAGCCACAAACUGUUCCUUUCUGGAACACUUUGCCACCCCUGCCCUAAAGCCUUGACUAAAAAAAACCUUCUGUCAUUUGUAGAAUAUUUCAAAUAGAUUGAAAGUUCCACGUUUGUUCUAGGUUCUCUGCUUAUGUUGAGCUUUUUCUGUUAAACCUUAGCUUUUUUUCCACUGGUCACUUCCUUCUGUUCAAACAGUUCAACUGUGGGUGAUGCUGUUACAGAAAGAGGAGUUGAAGUUCCACAGAGGAGCUGCCUCUCUCCUCACUUUAGUCUAAAGAGAAAAACAUCACCCUUUAACAAUGUUUGAGGUCUUCUGUCUCUGUAGUUCUACUUUUUUUGUACUCUGUGCUGGUGUUCGACGUAUGUUACACUGAAAGUAAAAAAAAAGCUUUCAAUAAAGAUUUUAUUCAA
Molecule: messenger RNA, 3537 nt
Organism: Cynoglossus semilaevis (tongue sole)
Lineage: Eukaryota; Metazoa; Chordata; Actinopteri; Pleuronectiformes; Cynoglossidae
Gene: stom
Product: stomatin
Exons: 7
Coding region: 137-985 (282 amino acids)
Cellular component (GO): plasma membrane
Source: RefSeq, a predicted model, not a curated record